Messenger RNA from Brassica oleracea var. oleracea, 2740 nucleotides. Its product is annotated as G-type lectin S-receptor-like serine/threonine-protein kinase At1g61360. NCBI's taxonomy places the organism in Eukaryota, Viridiplantae, Streptophyta, Magnoliopsida, Brassicales, Brassicaceae. The transcript is spliced from 7 exons. The coding region runs from base 113 to 2575 and encodes 820 amino acids. The record is from RefSeq and is a predicted model, not a curated record. Gene Ontology annotation, biological process: protein phosphorylation; recognition of pollen. Gene Ontology annotation, molecular function: ATP binding; protein serine/threonine kinase activity.
UCUCUUUAAGUAGCAGAAGAAGACAUCAGUUUCUACGUUUAUAGAUCAAACUCUAUAGGAGGAUUGUUCUUUAAAUUCCACCAAAAUAAAAUUUAUUUGUUCAUAUCUCAAGAUGGGUAUGGUUGUAUGCUUGCUCUUGAUAACAACCUUGUUCUUCAACUCUGGCUAUGCAGCUAUAACCUCUUCGAGUCCUUUGUCAGUAGGCCAAACUCUCAGCUCUCCUGGUGGAUCUUUUGAGCUAGGCUUCUUCACUACCAACAAUUCAAGGAACCAGUAUGUUGGAAUCUGGUUCCAGAAAGUCACUCCUCGUGUUAUUGUUUGGGUGGCUAACAGAGAGAAGCCAGUCUCCAGCCCCAUGGCGAGUCUCACAAUCAGUAGCAACGGAAGUCUUGUCUUGUUCGAUGGCAAGCAAGAUCACGUGUGGUCAUCAGAAGGAGAUCUCACUUCAAACAAGUGUCGUGCUGAGCUUUUAGACACCGGGAAUCUCGUCCUCGUGGAUAACGUUACUGGAGAGUAUUUGUGGCAGAGUUUUGAGCAUCUUGGUGAUACUAUGCUACCACUCACGUCUCUGAUGUAUGAUACUCCUCACAACAAGAAACGUGUUUUGACUUCCUGGAGAAGUGAGACUGAUCCAUCACCUGGGGAUUUUGUAGCUGAGAUCACACCACAAGUUCCCUCGCAAGGCGUUAUAUGGAAAGGCUCGUCGCCUUAUUGGAGAAGCGGACCAUGGGCGGGAACGAGGUUCACUGGGAUACCUGAAAUGGAUGAAUCAUAUAUAAAUCCGUUGGGAAUGGUUCAAGAUGUAGUCAACGGCACUGGUGUUUUCGCUUUCUGUGUACUGAGAAAUUUCAAUUUGUCAUCCAUCAAGCUAACGUCAGAGGGAUCGUUGAGGAUUCAACGCUAUGAGGGAACCAAAUGGAUUAAGCACUUUGAAGGUCCGGUGAGCUCGUGUGAUCUUUACGGUACAUGUGGACCUUUUGGUUUGUGUGUGAGGUCCGAGACUCCAACGUGCCAGUGCUUGAAAGGGUUUGAGCCAAAGUCAGAUGAGGAGUGGAGAAGCGGGAACUGGAGCCGUGGGUGUGCGAGGCGCACGGACUUAUCUUGCCGAGAGAACUCUUCUGAAGAAACACAGGGGAAAGAAAGAGACCUCUUCUAUCAUGUUGCCAACGUAAAGCCUCCAGAUUCUUACGAAUUAGCAAGCUUUAGCAAUGAAGAACAGUGCCACCAGGGCUGUCUAAGGAACUGUUCUUGCACAGCCUUUUCAUUUAUUAAAGGAAUAGGAUGUUUGCUCUGGGACCGGGAGCUGUUAGACACCGUGAAAUUUGCUGCCGGAGGAGAGACUCUUUCCCUUCGUCUUGCACAUUCUGAAUUGACUGGAAGCAAGCGAAUCAAGGUUAUUACUAUUGCCACUCUCAGCCUCUCUAUUUGCUUGAUCUUGGUGCUUGCUGCAUAUGGGUGUUGGAGAUACAGAAUGAAACAAAAUGAUUCAAGUCUUGUCUCCAAGGAAAAUGUAGAAGGCUCUUGGAAGAGUGAUUUGGAAUCACAACAUGUCUCAGGUUUAAACUUCUUUGAGAUUCAAACCUUACAAACCGCCGCAAACAAUUUCAGCGCGUCGAAUAAACUUGGUCAGGGUGGGUUCGGUACGGUUUACAAGGGGAAGCUUCACGAUGGGAAGGAAAUAGCUGUAAAGCGUCUUUCCACCAGCUCUGUUCAGGGUAAAGAGGAGUUCAUGAAUGAGAUAAAACUUAUCUCAAAACUACAGCACAGAAACUUGGUUCGGCUUUUGGGAUGCUGCAUCGAUGGAGAAGAGAAGUUAUUGGUCUUUGAAUAUAUGGUGAACAAAAGCCUUGAUACUUUUCUCUUUGAUUUGAAGAAGAAGGUUGAGAUUGAUUGGCCUAAGAGAUACAAUAUCAUUCAAGGAAUUGCUCGUGGACUUCUCUAUCUCCACCGCGAUUCAUUACUCAGAGUUGUUCACCGUGAUCUGAAGGUCAGCAACAUUCUCUUGGAUGAGAAAAUGGACCCUAAGAUAUCGGAUUUUGGAUUGGCUCGGAUGUUUCAUGGAAAGCAACAUCAAGACAGCACUGGCAGUGUUGUAGGAACUCUAGGAUACAUGUCUCCCGAAUAUGCUUGGACAGGGACGUUCUCUGAGAAAUCCGACAUUUACAGCUUCGGAGUUCUGAUGCUCGAAAUCAUCACCGGAAAGGAGAUUUCGAGCUUUAGCUACGGAAAAGAUGGCAAAAACCUUCUCUCAUAUGCAUGGGAAUCUUGGAGUGAAACUGGAGGAGUGAAUCUACUGGAUGAAGAUCUUGUUGAUUAUGAUGAUUCGGUUGAUACAGUUGAAGUAGGGAGAUGUGUUCAUAUUGGUUUGCUCUGUGUUCAACAUCAAGCUAUUGAUAGACCAACCAUCAAACAAGUUAUGUCGAUGCUGACUUCCACAAUGGAUCUUCCUAAGCCAACACAACCAAUGUUUGUAUUGGACACAAGCGAUGAGGAUUCUUCUCUGUCUCAACGCUCCAAUGGUCUCUUCUCUGUUGACGAAAACAAAUCUUCUAAGGAGCUAAAUUCUUCCACGUGAGUGUGUUGCCCAAUCUGAUUCUUCCACGUGGGCAUGACUAUAUGUUUAGUUAAAAUUGUAAAAUAAAUCAAGGAUGGAAAUUGACUAUUUAGUCAGCCAUGAGGUUGUAAAUUUUACAUUCUCCCAUUCUCUCAAUCUUCAUAUUUAUUUCGAUUUGGUUAUAAA